UUGAGUAGUCUUCCGAGGUGCUAUUUAUUCAUUCUCUCACAGAUCCAGCACAGCACAAAAAAGCACAGCACAGCAAAUUAUAUUACAUCAAAGCCAUUAGGCCAUCUCACAAACAAUCAGUAUCAUCUGGACCAUCUCCGAGCUCCGUUGAGACUCGAUCUCAGCUCCUAGAUCUUGCAUUUUGAAUUUUCCUGGUUUUCGGCGACUUAGUUUGGGGUUUUUUAAUUGAAAACCCAGGGUUUCGAUUUUUUGAACUGAAAAAUGGCUGAGCAGUUGACCGAGGAUCAGAUUGCAGAGUUCAAGGAGGCUUUCAGCCUGUUCGACAAGGAUGGUGAUGGCUGCAUUACCACCAAGGAACUGGGAACUGUCAUGCGUUCCCUUGGGCAGAAUCCAACCGAAGCUGAGCUUCAGGAUAUGAUCAAUGAAGUCGAUGCUGAUGGGAAUGGGACUAUCGACUUUCCAGAGUUCCUCAAUCUUAUGGCUAGGAAAAUGAAGGAUACCGAUUCAGAGGAAGAACUGAAGGAGGCCUUCAAGGUUUUUGACAAGGAUCAGAAUGGCUUCAUCUCUGCCGCUGAGCUGCGACAUGUUAUGACCAAUCUGGGGGAGAAGCUAACUGACGAAGAAGUGGAUGAGAUGAUUCGUGAAGCUGAUGUUGACGGAGAUGGUCAAGUAAACUAUGAGGAAUUCGUUAGGAUGAUGUUGGCUAAAUGAGUUGUAUUAUAGGUCUUGUCUAUGAAGGCUUGACAUUCUAUGUUUAAUGCACACUGUGGUACCAUCAUAUAGCUACUUUUUGUUUGUCUAAGAUUUGUCCUUGGAGGGAAAGUAACAAUAAAAAGUAUUGAGACAUUGUCUUUUA
Molecule: messenger RNA, 856 nt
Organism: Cryptomeria japonica (Japanese cedar)
Lineage: Eukaryota; Viridiplantae; Streptophyta; Pinopsida; Cupressales; Cupressaceae
Product: calmodulin
Exons: 5
Coding region: 262-711 (149 amino acids)
Molecular function (GO): calcium ion binding; enzyme regulator activity
Source: RefSeq, a predicted model, not a curated record